AUGUUCGCCGUGCCCGGUUGGUCCGUCUCGGCCGAUGCUCUCAAGCCUGAGACGCAGGUCAAGGAGUCGGCUUCCAAGCCCAGCAAGCGCAAGAGGGCUGGCGCCGGCGGCGCGAAGCAAGAGGUGACCACGGACAACGUCGCCAACCUGUGGGAGCGUGUCAUCGAGGGCAAGCCUGCACCGCAGAGGAAAAAGGCGAACAAGAGAAUCAAAAAGGCAGCUGCCAAGCAAAACGGCAAGCGGAAAAGGUGUCAACCAAGCCGUCAAGCUCACGCCCUCAAGCCUCGAUGCGCGCGAAGCUCGUCUCGGCCCGCUUCCGCCACCUCAACGAGACGCUCUACACGCGCCCUUUCGGCAGAGGCCCUCUCCCUCUUCACAGACUCACCCGACAUGUUCAGCGAGUACCACGAGGGCUUCCGCCGCCAGGUCGAGGUCUGGCCCGAGAACCCGGUGGACGGCUACAUCGCCGACAUCAAGGCCCGCGCCAAGGCCCGCUACCCGGACCGCAACAGCCGCAAGCCCGCGCCCGCGCCUGCGCCGGACGCCGUCAUCCCCCUGCCCCGCAACUUCAACGGCACCGCCACCAUUGCCGACCUCGGCUGCGGCGACGCCCGCCUCGCCGAGACCCUCCAGCCCCUCGCACGCAAGCUCCAUCUCGCCAUCCACAGCUACGACCUCCACAGCCCGAGCCCCCACGUCACACGUGCCGACAUUGCCAACCUACCCCUGGCGGACGGCGCCGCCGACGUCGCCAUCUUCUGCCUGGCGCUCAUGGGAACGAACUGGCUCGACUUCAUCGAGGAGGCCUAUCGCAUCCUUCGCUGGAAGGGCGAGCUUUGGGUCGCUGAGAUCAAGUCCCGCUUCGGGCCCGCCGCGCGCCACGCCGGCGCCAAGGGACGGUCUGGCGGUGGUGUUGUCGAGCACAGCGUUGGUAACAGGAAGAAGACAGAAAAGGUCGGCAAGAAGGACAAGGCCGAGAUCGCUAGUGCCGAGGCCGCUGCCGACGGCGAAGAGCUGGCUGUCGAGGUCGACGGCAAUGAUGACAAACGGGGCGAGACGGACGUGUCGGCCUUUGUCGAGGCACUGCAAAAGCGGGGAUUUGUUCUGCAGGGCAAGGCCGACCUGUCGAACAAGAUGUUCGUCCGGAUGCGAUUCACCAAGGGAAUGGCACCGGUGAAGGGCAAGUGUGUGGAGAAGACGCCGAAAGAGGUCCUCGAGAAGCAGAAGAAGCAGAAACGUUUCCAGUGGGAGAGCAAGGAGAUCGAAGAGGAGGUGGAUGAGUCGCCUAUCCUGAAGCCUUGCGUUUACAAGCUGCGGUAA
Verticillium dahliae VdLs.17 is the source of this 1320-nucleotide messenger RNA. RefSeq names its product ribosomal RNA-processing protein. Lineage: Eukaryota; Fungi; Ascomycota; Sordariomycetes; Glomerellales; Plectosphaerellaceae. Gene Ontology annotation, biological process: ribosomal large subunit biogenesis; rRNA methylation. The transcript is spliced from 2 exons. Gene Ontology annotation, molecular function: rRNA (adenine) methyltransferase activity. Gene Ontology annotation, cellular component: nucleolus. The record is from RefSeq and is a predicted model, not a curated record. Bases 1 to 1320 code for a protein of 439 amino acids.